AAGAUGACGACUUUCCUUUGAAGCCGUGAAGCUGGAGCCAGCUGGAGCCAGAUGUCAUGAGUGGAGAGGAUGCGCCGCCUGGCAGAGAGGAACCAGCCAAUGUAGCUACAGCUGCUGGUGUGGAGGCAAGCAAUUCAGCUGGUGAAGGAAGCCCCGAAGCAGUCCCUGAAAAGGCCGGAACACCUGCCCAACCUGCAGAGCCUGUUGAAGAGAAGAAGCCGGAGGUGGCGCAGAGUGGCUCCAAUGCAGCUGAGGCCGGGGCAACCACCUCACCUGCAGAGCCUGUUGAAGAGAAGAAGCCGGAGGCAGCAGCAACAGGAGAGCCAAGUGCCCUUGCCGAGGUUGAAGGACCCACCCAAGCUGCAGAACCUGUUGAAGAGAAGAAACCAGAGGCAACCGCAACAGAAGCAGGUGAGGCAAGCCCAACAGCUGAGGCUGUGGUGGGACCUGCUCCAUCAACCCAGCCAGUGGAAGAGAAGCCGGAGGCAGCAGCAACAGAGGAGCCAAGUGCCCCUGCCGAGGUUGAAGGACCCACCCAAGCCGCAGAACCUGUUGAAGAGAAGAAACCAGAGGCAACUGCAACAGAAGCAGGUGAGGCAAGCCCAACAGCUGAGGCUGUGGUGGGACCUGCUCCAUCAACCCAGCCAGUGGAAGAGAAGCCGGAGGCAAGUGCAACAGAAGCAGGUGAGGCAAGCCCAACAGCAGAGGCAGCAGAUUUGUCGCCGGAAUUCAAUUGGUCCUCCUUGAGUGUGGCCACCGAAGAUGUGCUGGACACAGGGGCGGAAGCUUGCAAAGUGCGCUUGAACUUUGCUGCUUACCUAUCCGAGGGCUACCGAAACAGAGAGGCAGUGAAAGUGAUCAAGGAGGCACAGGAUAGCUUGACGAGGCUGGCACAAUGGGCACUCCAAUGCCCACCCGAAGACUUGGCAGUGCAGGCCUUGGGUCGGGAAGCACGAACUUUGCAUUGCUCCGCAGUGGUUGCAGAGGCAGCUGCCCUGGAUCUUUUCGAAGACGACGAGCAGCCGCCCUUAGCAGAGAUGUCUGAGGAGUUGAAGGAAGCGGCACGCGCAACUUCGUCGACUAUGCCUCCAGAUCAUCCCUUGCCCUUCUUGGUGCGAAAAGCUUUUGGCACGUCUGCUGCGAACCGGACGAGUCAGAGGAGGCGUUCUGUGCUGAAGGAUGUUAGGAGAAUGACUGUCUCCAACAUUCCUUUAUCACCCACAGCAGCUCCUGCAGGAGAAGAUCCACUCCCUGCAGUCACAGCUCCACCUGAGACAGAGCUUCCGAAGCUGGAGACACCUCCGCAGGCCAAGAACAAAAAGCGCUUGGAUGACUCACUAUCGCGGUCGAAGCGCAGUGCCGAGGACCGGGACGUUUUCAAACAGUACUUGCGGGAUAGAGAGAUGGCUCGUGUAGCCCAUCUUCUUUCUCUCAGUGAUGAUUGGGAGAUGCAAACCCGGAGAAAACUCGAAGAGGUUCACCGGCAGGCAAAGUUCGAGUUGGAGCUGACAAACGUUGACGAGCUCAAAGAGAAGCGCUACAGUAGACUUGGACACAAGGUUUACAUGCACCAAAUGAAGACCAUGAACAAAUCUUGGAGUGACCCGAACAUCAGUCGAGAAGCCAAGAAGGACAAGACCGCACCUGAGAUUUUCCACUUGAAGAAGUUGAGUCGGAAAAUAUAUGUGAAGCCACCAACGGUGUUAGCACCGGCACCUGCUCCACCACCAAAGCCCAAGGUAGACCAAGCGCUAGCAGGUUCCAUGAAGGCUUUGAGAGCAGAGGAGCAUCAGUGA
Cladocopium goreaui is the source of this 1796-nucleotide messenger RNA. Lineage: Eukaryota; Dinophyceae; Suessiales; Symbiodiniaceae. The record is from the annotation of a GenBank genome assembly.